GGAAAGAUGUUCUUCGUGGCAGGGGCCAGAAAUACAGCUGGAUCAGGAGGAGGAAAUGAAAGGAGAUCGAUCUACCAGAAAUUCCGUGAGGUAGAUAUAUUGGACAAGAAGAAGACAGUGACAGCUCUAAAGCCUGGUGAAGAUCGGGCCAUUUUCCUGGGUCUCGGAAUGAUCCUCUCCUCUGUCAUGAUGUACUUUGUCCUGGGAAUCACCAUAUUACGCUCCUACGCAGACAGCGUGUGGACAGAGGAGGGUGUGUGUGUUGUUCUCAACUCUACGGUCACAGCAGACAUGAACUGUUCCUACAACUGUGGGUCAGACUGCUGGAGAGUCUCCAAAUACCCCUGUCUGCAGGUCUACGUGAGCGUCAAUAACACCGGCCGUGUCAGCCGUUUAUCUCACAAUGAAGAGACCCAGGACGCCAGCUCUGAAUGUUUCUAUGUGCCCAGGUGCCAGAAGGACAGCGUCGCCAUGCAUGCCAUGAUCAUGAAUAUCUCUGAUCGCCUGAAGGUGAACCAGCAGGUCCUCUGUUACUACGACCCCAGUGAGCAGCAGGAGACCGUUCUCCUGACCCGGCUGUACGAUCACAGCGUCGUCUUCCACUCGCUGCUGUGGCCCUCCUGUAUGCUCACAGGAGGGGCCCUCAUCAUAGUGAUGGUUAAGCUCACGCAGUACCUCUCCAGGCUGUGUGAAGAGAUAGGGAAGAUCAAGAGGUGA
Molecule: messenger RNA, 717 nt
Organism: Scomber japonicus (chub mackerel)
Lineage: Eukaryota; Metazoa; Chordata; Actinopteri; Scombriformes; Scombridae
Product: calcium-activated potassium channel subunit beta-2-like
Exons: 4
Coding region: 7-717 (236 amino acids)
Biological process (GO): detection of calcium ion; potassium ion transport
Cellular component (GO): membrane; voltage-gated potassium channel complex
Molecular function (GO): potassium channel regulator activity; calcium-activated potassium channel activity
Source: RefSeq, a predicted model, not a curated record